CUAUUUGUAAAUGCAUCUUUGAUUUAUGAACAAUCUUUGUUUGCUUAUUUUUUGCCGGUGAUCACAUUUAACAAAACACGGUUUGCAUCAGUCCGCGCUCCAUCUCAAACAAAUACUUGUGGUGAAACGCUUGAAAGGUCUGGAUUGGCUGAGUGUGAUCAGCUGAAGCGGUGCGUCAGUGCGAUCCUAAAAGCAGCUACAACUCACAGCCACAGCAGCAAACGCUCUUCAAACCAAAUUAUACCUACAUAGACUGCUUUCCGAAGCUCACCGCGUAAAAUAUCGGUAAUUAGCUUUCAUUACAAAAGCGCUUUGGUUGAUUUCAUUUGCCUGAGGACGCUGGAUAUGGAGCUGGCUGGGUCUGAAUAACAAACGCGGACAAAGCGGAUCAGCUUGAGCCGAGAUGAGCGCCACUAUGAGCGGCUCUGGGUCAGCGCCCUGCCGCUUUGCACAUUACUUUGUUAUAUGCGGAAUAGACAACGAAACGGGUCUAGAACCCGAUGCAUUGGCAGCUUUGUACCAAUGGCUAGAGGCCGAUCGUCAGGGCAGGGACCCAGAGGCUGUGGCAGCAGGGGAAAACUUUGAUCAGAGCCCCCUCAAAAGGACCUUCAAGUCCAAAGUGCUUGCCCACUACCCAGAGAACAUCGAGUGCAACCCAUUUGACCAGGAUGCUGUUAACAUGCUCUGCAUGCCCAAAGGUCUGUCAUUUCGAACACAGCGUGACAGUCGAACGCCACAGUUCCACUCUUUCCUCAUCACGAGAGAAGACGGAUCUCGCACUUACGGUUUCGUCCACACCUUCUACGAGGAGGUGACCAGCCCUCAGAUCUGCUCCGCCAUGCAGACGCUACACCAGAUGCACCAAGCAGAGCAUAAUGCAUCUGCCCACAACUGCCCUUCGUCGUCGUCCUCUUCCUCAUCAUCCUCAUCCUCCUCUAGUAUGGACUCUUUAGCCAGCAGCCUGGAUGAAGUUGAGUCUCCCUCCUCGACAUCCUCCUCACAAGGGGCCCGCAGGAGCUGUGGCUGCUCCAGCGAAGGCUACGACUCUGUUCGCGACACUCUGUAUGUGUCCAAAGCUAUCUGUCUAAUCACGCCCAUGCCCUUCAUGCACGCCUGUAAACGCUUCCUGUCCCAGGUGCACCGUGCUGUCAUCUCCCAUCAGCCGCCCCCACUUCCUUUGGAAAGCUACAUCUACAACAUCCUCUAUGAAGUACCUUUACCGCCACCCGGACGCUCUUUAAAGUUCCACGGAGUGUAUGAACCUGUCCUGUGCCAGAGGCCUGGUGUCGGGGAGCUGCCGUUGGCUGACUUCCCACUGAGUGAGGCCUUCCGGUUGUUGGGAGUGGAAAAUCUGGUGCAGAUUUUUACUUGUGUCCUACUGGAGAUGCAGAUCCUUCUCUACUCACAAGAUUACCAGAGGCUCAUGGUGGUUGCGGAGGGAAUCACAACAUUGCUGUUCCCGUUCCAGUGGCAGCAUGUGUAUGUACCCAUCCUUCCCGCAUCUCUUCUGCACUUCCUGGACGCACCUGUGCCGUAUCUCAUGGGCCUGCAGUCCAAAGAGGGCACGGACCGCUCCAAACUAGAGCUGCCUCAAGAGGCGAACCUGUGUUUUGUUGACAUCGAUAACCAUUGCAUUGAGCUGCCUGAAGACUUCCCUCAGUUUCCUAACAAGACUGAAUUCAUCCAGGAACUCAGUGAGGUUUUGCUAAGUUUUGGGCUGUCUCCUGAGGGGGGCAACACGUCCCCUGAACCGGCUAUCAGCACGCAGACCUCCACGCUGGAAAAGGAGCUAAAGAGCACAUCCCUGAGUGAGUUAGUGGAUGACAAGAAGAACGGCAACCUUGGUGGAGAGGCGCUGGAUGUACUGGAACUUCUUCAGGGCAAUCCGACUCUAGAACGUCUGCAGGCUCUGGCUAAACGAACUGGUGUGAAAGUGGCCCGUUUGGAGGCAUUGGCAGCAGGGCAGAAAGCCGUAGGCGAGGAGGGCGUGGGAGGAAGGUCUCCAGCCGAGGAAGAGGAGCUGAGGAAUGCAAAACUGAAUGUGCAGUUGAGGGAGGUGUUCGCUGCACGCUUUGCGACAAUGUUUGCAGACUACGAGUCGUUUGUGAUUCAGAACUCGCCGGAUUUAGAGUCCUGGCUGACGAACAGAGAGCAAAUGCAUAACUUUGACAAGGCCUCGUUCCUUUCUGACCAGCCGGAACCGUACUUGCCCUUCCUGUCCCAUUUCAUCGAAACGCAAAUGUUUGCCACCUUCAUCGACAACAAGAUCAUUUCUCAGUGGGAAGAGAAAGAACCGCUCCUUCGAGUGUUUGACGGGCGCAUUGAGAAGGCCCGUCUCUACAAUGUUCGCGCACCCAGCUUGCGCUCAUCUGUUUACCAGAAAUGCACUUUCCUCAAAGAGUCGGCCCAGGCCAUAGAGCAGCGGCUGAGAAAGAUCGAUCACACAGCCAUCCAUCCUCACUUGCUGGAUAUGAAGAUUGGCCAGGGAAAAUACCAGCAGGGCUUCUUCCCCAAACUACAGGCUGAUGUGCUUGCCACAGGGCCCACCAACAACAAGUGGUCCAAUCGCACAUGCUCAACUCAGCGCAGGGUAGAUCGUCACAGACAGCACAACGACCAUCUUGUGCUGGACAACGACCUCAAAGAGGUGGAGGGGUGUUUGCUCCUGCAGAACUCUAUGGCUUUCUGGGAGUGGGAUAAGGCGCCACCCCCACCUAUUAAACCGCCUAAAAAGUCCUUCUCGGCCUGCUGUCUGAAGUACAUGCAGGAGGCCCGUAACCUGGGGAAGAACCUGAGACAACCCAAAUUAUCAGAUCUGUCCCCUGCGGUCAUCGCUCAGACCAACUGGAAGUUUGUGGAGGGUUUACUGAAAGAAUGCAAAAUGAAGACCAAGCGUAUGUUGGUGGAGAAAAUGGGCAGAGAGGCCGUUGAACUGGGACAUGGAGAGGCAAACAUCACCGGCCUAGAGGAGAACACGCUUAUAGCCAGUCUAUGUGACCUCCUGGAGAGAAUAUGGAGCCACGGUCUACAGGUCAAACAGGGAAAGUCUGCACUAUGGUCUCAUUUACUGCACUACCAGGCGAGAGAAGAGAAAAAUGAACAGCUGUCGGAGUCUCCAGUGUCUAAUGGCCAGGAAAAACGGAAGCCAGAAGCCAGUGUUGGACUUCCUUCAUUACGUGUAUCAGUCAUACAGGAUAUGAGACACAUCCAAAACAUGGGAGAGAUUAAAACCGAUGUAGGUCGAGCACGUGCCUGGAUCCGUCUGUCCCUGGAGAAAAAACUACUUUCCCAGCAUCUCAAACAGCUGCUGUCUAACCAGGCCUUAACCAAGAAGCUGUACAAGCGUUAUGCCUUCUUGCGCUGCGAAGAGGAAAAAGAACAGUUUCUCUUUCAUCUCCUGAGCCUGAAUGCUGUGGACUAUUUCUGCUUUACCAGCGUCUUCACCACCAUAAUGAUUCCAUACAGGGCUGUUAUCAUCCCCAUCAAGAAGCUUAGUAACGCAAUGACGACGUCCAACCCCUGGCUGUGUGUGUCCGGCGAGCUGGGCGACUCCGGCAUCCUGCAGAUCACGAAGAACGUUCUGGAAAUGACGUUUGACUCUGCCUUUAGGCCUCACACGCACAUCUCCAUCGCCUUCAAGUGUCAGAACCUCGGGAAGUUGACAACAGUGCAGCUGGGUCAUGAUAAUUCUGGCUUGCUUGCCAAGUGGCUGGUGGAUUGUGUCAUGGUCCGCAAUGAGAUCACCGGGCACACAUACAAAUUCCCAUGCGGCAGGUGGCUGGGGAAGGGUGUGGAUGAUGGCAGUCUAGAGCGAGUUCUGAUUGGUGAAUUUGUAGUUCCGUGCAACGAUGAUGACAGUGGUCGAGGGUCUAAGACUCCACCUCUUCAGCGUUCACCUUCCCAGAUUCGACGAAUCAGCAUCACAUCACUUACAGGACGUGGAAACAAACCAACAACUGUACAGAUACAGGAAUCCAUCGGUGAAGCAGUUAACAAUAUUAUAAAGCAUUACCACAAACCAGAAAAAGAGAGGGGCAGUCUUACAGUCCUACUGUGUGGAGAAGGUGGUCUUGUGUGGGCACUGGAGCAGUUUUUUCAGCAUGGAUUCCGCUCAGCUCGAAUCUUUCAGAAAAAUGUCUUUGUAUGGGAUUUCUAUGAGAAAGCAGUAGCGUUUAUGGAGAAUGCAGAUCAGAUUGGAGACCUGCAAGAAGCACCAGAGCCUCUAGGUCUGAAUUGUGAAUCUUUCUGUCGAUACGUCAAUGCCAUUAACAACAUGCCACGAAACAUUGGCAAGGAUGGCAAGUUCCAGCUCCUAGUUUGCCUCGGGGCGAGAGACCGACUGUUGCCGCAGUGGCUCCCUCUACUGGCCGAAAGCCCCGUCGUCACACGCAUGUAUGAGGAGAAUGCAUUACUGCGAGACAAACUCACCGUCAGUUCUCUCGUCGCAGUUUUGGAAACCCUCCAUGACUUCCCCAUCACACUGGAGAGCUCUCUAACUAAAAGCGUUGAGCUCUAACUCCACAUGCUGAGGUCAAAUUCAAACUGCUGCCACCCUCAGGGCCAAAGCGGCUCUACAAGUGACUCUGCCUUGACCAGGGAAGGACUGACGACUUAUCGAAGCAUCUCUCAACACGACCCCCAAAGAAAUGAACUCGGAAAUGUGUUUUGUAGCAGUAUUUGGAGUUGUCCUCUAUCUAACAGAAAGCGUCGAUGGCUUUCUUGAGAGGACUAUGUUUUUUCCUGUGGAUUUUCCUUUUAAACCUGUGGUCAUUUCCACGCACGUCUGUCUGCGAGUCGAAUUCGCUAGCGCUUCUGCUUCAGAUCAUGUGCAGUCUUUAGAAGCACUGUAGGAGCUGUUUUUUGCAAAGAUACAGAGGAGCCUUAGUCUUUACAGAUAUGUUCAACAUCAUUUGACAGGCAAAUUGAUUAUACUUGAGGAAUUCGAAUUCGAAUCAAGUGGUUAUAAUGACUUGAAUUUUAUCUGUAAAUCGAUGUCUGGGUGUUCAAACCAGAUUCUUCAUAUUGGAUAGUCCAAACUUAGGAGUAGUUCACCAAAAAAUAAACAUUUUGUUAUCAUUUACUCACCCUCAUGUCGUUCCAAACCUGUUUGGGUUUCUUUAUUCAAAGAAGAUACUUUGAAGAACUGAACAGUUGUUAGUCCCCAUUGACUUCCGUAGUAGGGAAAGAAAUUUGAAAGAAGUUUGACUAUCAGCAGUCUUCAAAAUAUCUUCUUUUAUGUUCAACAUAAGAAAGACACUCAUACAGGUUUGGAAGGACAUGAGGGUGACUAAUUAAUGACAUUAUCAUCAAUAUUUUUUGGUGAACUGUCCCUUUAAGAGUGGUUAAAAGCCUGUCAAAUGAAUUUUCAGAGAAACAGGACAUUCCAACAAGAUGUGAAUCGCUGUAUGUUACAAGAUGUGUUUAUAUGUGUGAUAGUAAUGUGUGUGUGUGGCUGGUUUAUCAGAUUAACAUUUGGGAAGAUGUGUUUAUUUUGCCAAUGAGUAUUAACUUCAUUAGAUACUUCAGUAUCAUGUUUGAAUUUUUUAUUUUUAAGAAAACACUGGAAAUCAUCGUAAAGCAAUAACAAGCUUCUUUCAGAUCGUUUGUGCUUUUAAACUUACAUUCACAGUUAAAAUCUCUCAAAUAUUACCGUUACUUGUAGGGUGCUUUAUAUAAAUAUAAAGUAAAAACCCUAGUAUUUACCACUAACUGAAGGUUUAAAUGCAGCAAUUACUUUGUAAAUCCAUGUUUGAUUACUGCAGUUCUUGCACCUUGCUUAGAAAUUAAGAAGUAUUGUCUUUAAAUGAUCCUCUAUUCUUUGAUGCAUCGGUUUUACUCCUGAAUCCCUUCGGAGAGAAAAGUAGUAUUUACAAGAGAAGACGGGAUGAAUAACAGCUUUGAAUCACUUAAUGUUACUUAGUUUUGGUUUUUAGACUCUCAGCUGUGUUAGCACGUCAACCUGUGUAUUUUAUUUCCUUCUUUUUUUAUAAUGACUCGGAUCAUUUGUACGUAUUUAUUUUCAAAUGAUGCUUUCGUGACACUGGUUGAUUUUGGAUUAACUUAAUCUUUGGGUGACUUACGCAGCUGACACUGUAUCAUUUAUUUAUUUUAGGUAAUCUACUUUCAGUCUUUAUAUAGUAUGAAAUGUCCAUCUUGUGUGAACCUCAUUUUAGGCCCCUAAAGUUGCUGAAAUCCCAGAGAAUCCUCUCAUUGGAGGGAUGAGGAAGCCGCAGGAACUGUCCUUUUGUUUGCGGUGCUGAUGCAUGCCACAUGUUUUAGAUCUUGGAGAAGUACUUUUGCUGUAAAUGAAUUCGUUCCUCUUCUAGAUUUUCUCAUUCCAUCUGGUUUUUCCCUGUAUGAAAGCUUCUCAACAUCAUCAUGUUAUAAAAAGCUCUUUGUCUAAAAUGGGUUUCUCUAUCAUGUUUAUAUUCGUGAAGCAACUCAUUAAAAUUGCUCCGUUCAUUCA
Labeo rohita (rohu) is the source of this 6466-nucleotide messenger RNA. RefSeq names its product DENN/MADD domain containing 5B (gene dennd5b). Gene Ontology annotation, molecular function: guanyl-nucleotide exchange factor activity; small GTPase binding. The coding region runs from base 404 to 4516 and encodes 1370 amino acids. The transcript has 24 exons. The record is from RefSeq and is a predicted model, not a curated record. Lineage: Eukaryota; Metazoa; Chordata; Actinopteri; Cypriniformes; Cyprinidae.